GGACCUGGGUCACAGUGCUCGCCGUGCUGUUCCACUCCACGAUGAGUGCUCCCGUUUCGCGGACCGGAGACAGCAGCGAUCACCCGCUCUGGGUCAAUCCGUGCAACCUGCCCGACGACGCCAGGGGACACGCGGACCACCUGAGCCCGCAGGACGUACGCAACAUGCUGGACGCAGUGGCCAACCGCGCCCGGGUCGCCAGCGAGGAAGCCGACAAGGCCAAGCGUCGAUUUCUAGAGAGGACCUUCGCCGACUCCGAGUUCGAGGACUCGGUGGCCUCUUACAUGCAGUCGUGGCUGCCCAAUGUGCCAAUGCCGACCGAAGAUCACUUCAGGUCCAUGACAAAAGAAGAAGCGUACAAGAAGACGUUCGGCUUCGUGCAGUACUUCGCCGUGGGACUGGAGCAGGCCGUGCUGGAUCAGAUCUUCCACAACGGACCCUUCCACCGACUCUUUCUCGAGAUCCAGCAGAACCUGGGCCAGCUGCUGUGCGAGCUCCAGAUCGGCAUCGUGCACUUCAAUGUGGCCAAGAGCGCAGACGUUCUGCGCGACGUGAUGUCGCACGAGUACCGCGACAUCAAGCAGGACAGCCAGCGCAAUCUGCGUGACUACAUCAUCCUGCGCGAGUACAUCCGCCUCACCCGGUACAUCUCCGAACUGUUCGCCUACCUGCGGGACCAUUCCUAAGGGUGCCGCCGCGGACGCUUGUGCAGUGCCGCCUCCUAAUUUAUUCCUAUUUAUUAAUUUAUUGACAAAGGGACACUCCCCGCCCGUGGCGGAAACCGUGGUGCGGCGUGACUUGUGUGCGCGCGCGCCCCAGCGCCGCCUCCAGCACCAAAGAAUUGACACUUCCUAUGGGACGGACCACUAGUGCGUGUGUGUGCGUGCUACUGUGUGUAUUAUACCGACGCGCAAGCUUCCACCGAAGUAGUAGUUAUAGCCGUGUUUAGACGGGCAGAAAAAAGAUUUCGAAAACAAGGAAAGCGACAACGGGGUCUGAAAUUUUCAACCCUCGCAGGGAGGUGUCGCGUGUAACGACACAAGGAUUCUUCCCGAGAAGUGCACAUUCGCGGAACUUUUUCUUGAAGGUUUACAAUCGUGCCCAACGAGCCCACGUCGUUUUGACGUGUCUUCGUUAUGGGGCGAUGGUUUUAUUGGCGCCAAUUUGUUUUAAACAAUUUCAAGUGUGAUAGUUUUUAUUUAAACAUGGUUUUAUCGUGAGUUCGUAUGGGAGAGACCUGACUGAAGGUUGUUUUUAUUUUAUUUUCGUUCACUUGGACUCGUUAUAAAAUCGCUGUUAUUUGUGGCGGUCGCCGCAACACAAGGCAUUCCUGCGCUGGCGUUGUAGAUAAACGAAUGUUUGUGCUUGUGUUUAUGUCGAUAGUGUCUACAGAGAACUGCGCGAUUCCCUCGUUCUGGCAGCAAUGGUCACGCACGCUAGUCUCGCACAUGUACUCGCUGCAACGUGCACCCUUCCGACAAGAGUCUUGUCCGGAGAAACUACCUCAGUCUUCGCAUGCGUCCCUCGCAUGCAGCUGUUUACGCACGCCGUUGGUGGUUGUGCCGCCACAUGUCGAAACUGGUCGCAUACCGCUCAGUCAAGUCGCAUCAGAGGAGAGAGAUGCUCGUCUUUGCAAACGAUUGUGUUCUAAGCAGCAUUUUUUAACACACGUUCGUUCGGAUAGGGUGACGGGGCAGGACUUAUCCUCGCCUGAAGGUAACGUUCACAGCUAGCGCCAAUGAAAUACAAAGAAAGCGCAAUGCCGAACCUUUGAUUGGGGGGGGGGGGGGGAGGAGCAAAUGGGGAGAGUCUCACAUUGAAACGAGGGACCGGACAGUUUUCAUUUCUUCUAACUUCUCCAAUCAGAAAUUAUUUCCGAAAUAAUCCCCCCCGAUGGGGUUAAUUUACGUCUUACAAUGCGUAAAACCAAGUUGCAAUGGGGCCUGGUGAGUUUCUAAAAAAAAAUUGUUUUUCAAAAGUACAGAAUGGCGAGCAUAACGCAUUUUAUUUCGCGAUGUUCGUUGUAAAUAUACAGACAUUCGAGUACGUUGACCACACGAAACCUUUUCUCGGAACCGAGUAAAUUAAAAUCCGAGAAUAUAUUGAGGCGUAUAUUUCCGCGUUCUCCGAAAAGAUGAUAGGUAGCCACGAUUGUCUUGUACAUUUAACUUUUAUUUCAUGCCCUCCUUGAAGCGGAACGACUAGCGGCCCGACAGUUGUGUUUCCUUUACGCGUGUCUAACGCAGCUUGCGUCCGGAAAUAAAGCGGCAGCUAUUUCCAAGAGGCCUCUAUUCAGAACAAUCUCGUCAUGCAUUUACAUCUACUUGGCCGUUGAAAAAGCGAUUGGUCAUAUAUUCACACUGCGUUGUCCGAUCCGCCGAAAGUCGAAUGUGGCUUGUAGCAAACAAUACAUACAAAAAGGUAAAGGAACUCAAACACUGAAGCGCGAGCAGUGAAGGCACAGAAGCGUCGCGGAAGCUUCGAAGGACGCACGUGUCGCGCAACCGUUCUGGUAUGGUUCCAAGUAGACGGCGAAAUUGACCUGCUGCUCCAAUUCUCCAAAUUUCCUGUUAACUAUACUCCAUUGAGCGAAGGUUGAAAAAAAAAACUCGACAAAUUAAGCUACUGUUUUAACAUACCCGGUUGAGGGAAACCAGAAUGAAUGCGCACCGUACGCUCCCAGUUUCGCGAACCACUUGACUGAAUGCUUCAACGCAGCAGAGGGCCAUGCAACCGCUGUGCCAAACUGCUCCGACCUAUUCGCAGCGUAAAGUUGUAGUCCCCGUACACGUCACUGUGGGAAAAUUGUAAUCAAAUUGAUUGAUGUGUGGGCUUUAACGUCCCAAAACAGCUAUAUGAUUAUGAGAGGCGCCGUAGUGGAGGGAUCCGGAAAUUUCGGCCACCUGGGGUUCUUUAACGUGCACCCAGAUCUGAGCACACGGGCCUACAACAUUUCCGCCUCCAUCGGAAAUGCAGCUGCCGCAGCCGGGAUUCGAUCCCGCGACCAGCGGGUCAGCAGCCGAGUACCUUAUCCACUCGACUACCGUGGCGGGGCUUGUAAUCGAAUUAAAAAAAAAAGAUCAACAGAAAGAUUGUUACGUAUUACCGAGUUCGGAAAGGCCCGGUUUAAUUUCGGGUGAUUGUGCUAUUCAACGCCCCGUUUGCCCUUGGCUGUUCGUGUAAUAGACUUGAACCAUUAGUCCAGUAUGCCACAUUCGCGAACUUUCUCGGAGGAACGAAACUGCCACACAUGCACGAUUUUUUUCGGUUGUGAAUACCUGUUUUGUGAGGGAGUAGCAAAGCUUUCCUCCACGUUAGCCCUGAAAAAUUGAGCUAGAGCGUUGUUUUGUUUGUCUGUUUCUUCUUAUUGUCUUUCAAUGUUCACGUGAUGUCAAGUUGCUGCGGUAACUUUACCGUUCCGUAUUCUAUUGCUCUCCCAUUGUUAUUUAAUACUCAUCGACACCAUGGCAUGUGUACAUUGAUCUGUUAUGUCAUUACGACGGAGUAGCUGUUGCUGAAAGACCCAAAUUUCAUCUCAUUCAGUGGCGUAUGAUGGUCUACUUAAAGCAUAAAACAUGUGCGGAACACAUCUGUUAUCCAGUUCGUUUUUUUUUUUCCCUCUGAGGAUCGCUGCAAAUGUUGAAAUAUAAAGAACCAUUCUUUUAUGCAGA
This is a messenger RNA of Rhipicephalus microplus (southern cattle tick), 3671 nucleotides long. RefSeq lists its product as uncharacterized. Lineage: Eukaryota; Metazoa; Arthropoda; Arachnida; Ixodida; Ixodidae. The record is from RefSeq and is a predicted model, not a curated record.